Papaver somniferum (opium poppy) is the source of this 667-nucleotide messenger RNA. Its product is annotated as polyubiquitin-like. The transcript has a single exon. Gene Ontology annotation, molecular function: ubiquitin protein ligase binding; protein tag activity. The record is from RefSeq and is a predicted model, not a curated record. Gene Ontology annotation, biological process: modification-dependent protein catabolic process; protein ubiquitination. NCBI's taxonomy places the organism in Eukaryota, Viridiplantae, Streptophyta, Magnoliopsida, Ranunculales, Papaveraceae. Bases 203 to 667 code for a protein of 154 amino acids. Gene Ontology annotation, cellular component: cytoplasm; nucleus.
UUCAUCUUCUCCAACUUUUCUUCUCUUUUGUCUCCUACCACGAAAACCCAAAAUACUUUUACCCAUCACUUUCAUCUCUCUUUCCUUCUACUUUAUUUCUCUUUACCUCUUUUGGGAUAAUAAAAAGAAAACAAAAAGAAAAAACUCACCGUUUCUCUUUCUCUCUUCUAAAGGAAUUUGAAUUCUUCAGCGAUCUUUGAAUAUGCAGAUCUUUGUGAAAACUCUAACUGGGAAGACAAUCAUCCUUGAGGUUGAGAGCUAUGACACGAUCGACAAUGUCAAGGCUAAGAUUCAAGAUAAGGAAGACAUCCCACCAGACCUGCAGCGUCCUAUUUUCGCCGGUAAACAGUUGGAAGAUGGAAGAACUCUAGCUGAUUAUAACAUCCAGAAGGAGUCUACUCUUCAUCUUGUCCUUCGUCUCCGAGGUGGUAUGCAGAUCUUUGUUAAGACUCUAACCGGCAAGACCAUCACUUUGGAAGUCGAGAGCUCUGACACGAUCGAUAACGUCAAGGCCAAGAUUCAAGAUAAGGAAGGCAUCCCUCCAGACCAGCAGCGUUUAAUUUUCGCCGGUAAACAGUUGGAAGAUGGCCUCACUAUCGCAAGAGUUCACCAUACAUCAACAACUAUACUAAGUGUCGGGAAUUGGGUCACAUCUGUCUUCAUUUAA